AGUAGUUGCACAUCUCACUAGCGCUGUUAACAAAUUAAUUAUUAACAAAUUAAUUAUGUUAUUUAUGUUAACAACGUCGCAUUAAUCUCAUCAAUUAACUUAUGUGGCCGCUCACCAGAAUUAUUUUGCGGAUUUUCACUGUUAGCACGUUAAGCACUUUUGUGGCACGAUACAAGCAAGAAGAACUACAAAUUGGCGGAGACUGGCGGCAGUUUAACAGAGUGUGUUAUCUGGUGAUAGUCGGCUUUAUUCCGGCACCAGCAGAACCUGCGAUGAACGCUGGACAGCAAGACAUCCAAAUAAAAAGGGUUUCCUCAAGGAAGAGGCCGAGGGACGGACUGAAGGCUUACCUGACACCUGCCCGGGAGAGAGGCCGAGGUAGCUGCGUACAGCCAUGCCCCGGAAACAGCAGGUUCAGCAGCAUCAUGGCUCAAAUACAACCUGCCGAGUACUGCAGUGACAGCGAGGAUUUAUUUGGGGACUAUGACAGUAUCCUGGAGGACAGCUCUCUCUUGGCAAAGCUGGAUGAUGCAGAACAAAAUGAACGUGACCUCCAGAGCGCCGCUCACAUCGUCGCUGUGGAUCAGCAGGACUGCGCGACUCUGCGACUAUCGAAAGACGGCGUCUGGAAACGGUCCUGCGAGGACAUUCUCAGCGACUCCAUCCUAGACGGACUUGGAGACGAAGCCUUCGAGGACUUACCGGCCAGCCAGAUUCAGUUUCAAGAACAGGUUCGUGACAACAUAAAGAGGAGCAGACUGCAGGAUGGAGAUAGAACUUCGACACCUUCUAGAAAGUCUGACAGGACAGCUGAGGCUGGAACGGACGGAAACACGGAGGAUAAGUCCAAGAGACAAAACAAAGCGAGGAGGAGUAUGACUGAUCAGCUGAAGAGGGCGAUGCUCUGUAACGCUGCAGCUCCCUCAAGUGUUUCUCGGACCGUCGUGUUAAAAGAAGCGGUGGUUUCGGAGGAGAUCAGCGUCGCCAUGCAGGCCAUGGAAACUGUAUCUGCUGAGACGACCGACCUCGGGCCUUUCUUUGGACUCCCCACCAAAGUAAAAGACCUGCUGCACAAACUAAGAGGAAUCAUGAAUUUAUAUGAUUGGCAGCAGAUGUGUCUGAACCUGGACUGUGUUCAGCAGAGGAAGAAUCUGAUCUACUCUCUUCCCACCAGCGGAGGGAAAACUCUUGUUGCAGAGAUCCUCAUCCUCAGAGAGCUGCUGUGCAGGAAGAAAGACUGUCUGUUCAUCUUACCCUACAUAUCACUGGUGCAGGAGAAGGUACGGGGGUUAGCGAGCUUUGGCCUGGAGCUGGACUUCAUGGUGGAGGAGUACGCUGGCAGUAAGGGCAAGUUUCCUCCGGUGAAGAGGAGAAACAAGACAUCAAUUUACAUCACUACGAUAGAGAAAGCCCACAGCCUGGUGAACUCUCUGAUAGAAACCAGCAGGCUGGAUAACCUCGGACUGGUGGUGGUUGAUGAGCUUCACAUGCUGGGUGACGGCAGUAGAGGGGCUGUUAUUGAGAUGACACUGGCUAAACUUCUGUAUAUGAGCAAAAAGACUCAGAUUAUUGGAAUGAGCGCCACGCUGGGAAACAUCAGAGACCUGCAGACAUUUUUGAAGGCUGAAAAUUACACAAAUGACUUCAGACCUGUCCAGCUGAAAGAAUAUGUCAAACUGAAUGACACCAUCUAUGAAGUGGACCCAAAGGAAGAGGAUUGUUUUAAGUUCUCACGUCUUCUCAAAUUUAAGUACUCCAGUGCGAUGCAGAAGAUCGACCCAGAUCACAUAAUAGCUCUGGUGGCUGAGGUCAUUCCGACACAUUCGUGUCUGGUCUUCUGUCCCACCAAGAAGAACUGUGAGAACGUCGCAGGGAUGAUCUGCAAGUAUCUGAAAAAGGAGUUUCUCCAGCACAGGGAGGCGGGGAAGGCCGUCCUCCUCAGAGAGCUGAGGGACAGCGGGAACGGCUCGGUGUGUCCGGUGCUCAGGAGGACUGUGCCGUAUGGUUUGGCCUAUCACCACAGCGGACUGACCACCGAGGAGAGGAAACUGGUGGAGGAGGCCUACUCCAACGGGGUCCUCUGUCUCCUCACCUGUACCUCCACCCUGGCUGCAGGGAUCAACCUGCCUGCCCGCAGAGUGAUUCUGCGAUCGCCGUACGUGGGCACAGACUUCCUGAAGAGAAGUCAGUACAAACAGAUGGUGGGACGGGCCGGUCGAGCCGGGAUCGACACUGUGGGAGAGAGCAUCCUCAUCCUGCAGGACAAGGAGAGGAAUAUGGCUAAAACACUUGUGUGUGCCCCGAUGGAGAACUGUUUCAGCAACCUGAUGCACGACGGUGGAAAAGGCAUCCUGAGUCUCAUCCUGUCCCUCGUUGGACUGAAUAUCACCACCUCGUUAGAGCAGAUGAGAGAGUUCCUCCGUGGGACGCUGCUGCAUGUUCAGGAGAAGCAGCUGUGUGUGGAGAAGAGUCUGUGGGACGUGGUGCAGCAGUGUGUCGACCUCCUGAAGGAGAAAGAUCUCAUCACCGUGACUUCUGACUCGCACGGCCAAACUCUGCAGGUCACCAAGCUGGGAAAAGCUACCUACAAAGGCUCAGUGGAUCUGACCUAUAGUGACGUUCUGUACAAAGACCUGUCUAAAGGUCUGGAGGGUCUGCUGCUCAACAGUUACCUCCACCUGGUCUACCUGGUCACACCCUACGACAUGAUUUCACAGUGCAAACCGGACUGGAUGGUUUACUUCAGACAGUUCACCCUACUGACGGCUGCAGAGCAGAAGAUGUCCGCAGCCGUCGGAGUGCCCGAGAGUUUUGUCACUAGGAAAGCCGCAGGACAGACGGUGAAAAACAACGUGAACAUGGUGGUGGUGAGGCGGAUGUAUCUGGCUCUGGUGCUGUUUUCUUUACUGAAGGAAACAAACCUGUGGAGCGUGGCCGACAGGUUUCAGCUGAGCCGAGGCUUCAUCCAGACUCUACUCAGCUCCUCCUCGGCUUUCUGCUCCUGCGUGCUGCACUUCACGGAGGAGCUGGAGGAGUUUUGGCCGUUUAAAGCGUUGCUGACGGAGCUGACGCGAAGGCUGAGUUACUGUGUGAAGGCGGAGCUCAUCCCUCUGAUGGAGGUGGCUGGAGUCAUGGAGUCAAGAGCGAAGCAGCUGUAUAACGCCGGCUACAAGACGCUGACUCACCUGGCAAACGCUGACCCUGCGGUUUUGUCCAAGACCAUAGAAAACCUCUACAAGAAACAGGCCAACCAGAUCGUGGCCUCGGCUAAAAUGCUUCUGAAUGAAAAAGCUGCAGCUCUUCAGGAGGAAGUGGAUGACCUGCUGAUGAUGCCUUUAGAUCUGCCCACGGCUUUAAAAACACAGCAACUCGUCUGACUUCAUUUAUUACAGAGAAGUUUUAUUCUCUUCCUAAACCGCUGGGAAUUUCAGUUUUUUAACUCUUUCAUUGGUUUGAAAUACAUAUCGUAUUAAAGUCAUGUCCACCAACA
This is a messenger RNA of Xiphias gladius (swordfish), 3490 nucleotides long. It is a transcript of the gene helq, whose product is annotated as helicase, POLQ like. Gene Ontology annotation, molecular function: nucleic acid binding; ATP binding. The record is from RefSeq and is a predicted model, not a curated record. Bases 102 to 3377 code for a protein of 1091 amino acids. Lineage: Eukaryota; Metazoa; Chordata; Actinopteri; Istiophoriformes; Xiphiidae. The transcript has 19 exons.